UUGGUCAGCUUCUACUCCGUGUUUAUUUCCGGAACUAAGUUGUUGUCAGUGUCAGACUUUCAGUAAGGACUGUCAAACCUCAAAUCUACAGCGCCGGAACGACAGGUGUGUCCUCAUCCACAGGAUGGCACAUUGGUUUCACCGAAACCCACUGAAGGCAACAGCGCCGGUUUCCUUUAAUUUUUAUGGAGUGGCAGGGAGCCCCGCUGCCAAUAAGAUAUGCAAUGACCUGAGGACAACCAGGGCGAGACUGCUGGAGAUGUUCACUGAUGUCACCUGCAACCCUGAGAUCAUGAAAAAUGCCACGGACGCAUACUUCUCCCUCCUCCAAGGAUUUAUCUUAUCCUUGGAUGGAACUACACAGGAGAACAAGAUGAGGUUCAUCCAGAACUUCAAGUGGACUGACACCUUACAAGGAAACACACCAAGUGCCCAGCAGGAUGCAGUCUUUGAACUGGUCUCCAUGGCCUUCAAUGUAGCCCUCUGGUACACCAAGUUUGCCUCGAGACUAGCCGGGAAAGAAAACGUAUCGGAGGCUGAAGCGAAAGAUGUUCACCGGAGCCUGAAAGUUGCUGCUGGUAUAUUCAAAACCCUCAAGGAGGCCCACAUCCCUCGACUCAUCACCCCGGCCGAAAAGGGCCGAGACCUGGAGCCCAGAGCCAUCGAUGCAUAUAUCAUCCAGUGCCAAGCAGAGGCGCAGGAAGUGACCAUUGCCAGAGCGAUUGAACUGAAGCACAACGCCACGCUCAUCGCAGCAUUGGCAUUCGAGACGGCAAACUUCUAUCAAAAAGCUGACCACACGUUGAACACCUUGGAGCCAGAGUGCAGUAGCAAAUGGAGGAAGUACUUUCAGCUGAAGCAGCACUUUUACAUGGCUUAUGCAUACUGCUAUCAUGGACAGACACUGCUGGCGAGUGACAAGUGUGGCGAGGCUAUAAGAUCUCUCCAGGAGGCGGAAAAGUGUUACUCCCGUGCCGAGGCGCUGUGUAAAGAGUAUCGUCAGACCAAAGGCCCCGGCACCACAGCCAAACCAUCAGAGCAGCUGUUCUUCCUCAAACUGGGCGGCCUGAUUAAAACCACACUGGACAAGUGCCAGAGAGAAAAUGGCUUCAUAUACUUCCACAAGGUCCCAGCGGAGCCGCCCCAGCUGGAGCUGAAGGCGAGCUACGGCCUGGCUGAGCCGGUCCCCUUCGAGCUGCCGCCGCUCAGCGAGCAGUGCACUGCUGAAGUCUACGCCACCUUCGACCUGACCAAGGGAGCCAAAAACGACAAGGCCAAGCCCAAGGAGGUGGAGGUGACACCCAUGAAGGAGCCAGAUCUGAAGCCUCAGAAGGACACAGGCUGUGUCCUCUCCUAAACCCUCCACGUUCCAUUUUCAGCCUUAUGCUUCAGUACCAUCUAUUGUAGAAAAAAAAUCCAUAUAUCUUUUUUGUGUAAACCUCAUCUUUUUUGGCAACAUGAAUCCAUGGUGUUUUACAUGUAUGCUGAAACGUGUAUUGUAUUUGGGUAUGACAGUCAUUGUCUUUGCAUUUAAGCCAGUGCCAGGCCUCCUCUUAGGCCUUUUAACAGCACACAGAUUAUCUUAAAGUAAACUUCAAACAUUUCAAAAGAUGCAAAGUUCUUUUAGGUCAUUGUUAGUAACUAGAAAAUGCGUUUCCUGCAGAAAAUGCGUGUGAAUGCUGAAAAGCUGUCACUACACUGAAUUGCUGGCUUAAAUGUGUUCGAAGAACUCCGAAUGUAUGAAAGAUGUGGAACAUUUUAAGGUUUGAAAUGCAUAUUGUAUUUGGGUGUGACCGUCUUUGCAUCUAAGCCAGAGCCAGGCCUCCUCUUAACAGCACACAGAUUCUCCUUAAGUAAACCUGAAACAUUUUUAAAGAUGAAAACUUUCAGUUUAUGGUUAGCAAUUACACGUCCGCUGAAAUGAUUCCUUUGGAAUAGGUUUUUACACAGGGUUAUUUCAAGUACGACCAUCAAUAAGCCUUAUUGGUGAAGUAGUCCUAUUAAUGGUGCCUUUGGCUGCAAUGUAACGCUGCUCACUGUGGCCUCCUACAGAAGUGUCUACAGGGUUUUAAAUGGUUUGGCACUGGAGUGCACUGGAGUGCUCUGGUCUGAAUUUAAAUGACCCAAAUAACAAAAAGGGGCCUAUAAAAACAUGCUGAACAUGGCCUCAGGAUAUGGAUCUAAACAAAAGAUGCAGUAGUAGCAUCUGACAAGAUUUUCAAAUUGAAUUCCCCUCCCCACACUACAUAGACCAAGAUGCAACCAUCCAGGAUAGAUAAUUGUAGGGAAUUCCGACAAUCGGCCUGUAUUCCAAAAAUCUUUUUAAUGCAUUUCAAGCUGCGAUUUGAUCCGAACGUCCUCAUAAAACACAUUAAUGAUAAUAAACAGAACUGAAAUGUAAAUCAAAGACGGACAGACAAAAUGAACUGCCCGUCUUCGCUGGUUUUGUUUGUUUUAGCUGUAGCCGUUUAACAAUCAAUACUUUAUUUACAUCACACGACGUAAUGUACUGUAGCUCUUUUUGUACAUGACAAGAUGUAGCUGUCUAUUUUUUUUUUUUACUUCAUUUGAGAAAAACUUUCUUACUGGAUGAGGCUGAAUCUUUCUUUAACAUGCUUAGGGAUUCUGGGAUGGAUCCCUGUUAAUAGUAGUUCUUAAUUUAUUUUGAUUAUAUAAUGAUAUUUUUAGUUGGCAAACACUGACCGUAUACAGUUCUAUGUUACUCCAAAUCACAUGUUUUUGGUGAUGUUGAUUUUUAUGUUUCUGUGGAUGCACCGGAACGCCCGCUGAUUACAUACAGUAAUGUGCUUACUCUUGUGAACUUGUCAGUCGCUGGAAGAGAGUGCUGUUGUCAAUAGUUGAGGCGAUAUACUGUACAUCUAUCGAGUGUUACCCCCUUCCUCAAAGACAAAGAUGAGCGUUAUCAGAUCGGGAGCUGGGAGUUCCUAAAAGUUAUUUUAUGUGCUGCUGACAGAAGUUGUCAAAACUCUACCGCUUUUGAAAAUAAAGUCACGUCGGUUAAAGCAGAA
This is a messenger RNA of Perca fluviatilis (European perch), 3029 nucleotides long. It is a transcript of the gene brox, whose product is annotated as BRO1 domain and CAAX motif containing. NCBI's taxonomy places the organism in Eukaryota, Metazoa, Chordata, Actinopteri, Perciformes, Percidae. Bases 125 to 1357 code for a protein of 410 amino acids. The transcript has 13 exons. The record is from RefSeq and is a predicted model, not a curated record.